Molecule: messenger RNA, 870 nt
Organism: Phoenix dactylifera (date palm)
Lineage: Eukaryota; Viridiplantae; Streptophyta; Magnoliopsida; Arecales; Arecaceae
Source: RefSeq, a predicted model, not a curated record
UGAUUGGAAAUUUAUAAGCAAGAGUUAUGGGAGAUACAGAUAGAGGCCAUUUACACUUUGCUUUUCUAGAAAGUAUUUCUAGAAGCUAUAUAUCGGUUGUAAACGAAUAUAGGUUGCAUGGCAUUGUGGGUGCAGCUAUCCUUGGGCUUAUUCUGCCUUUAGUAGUUUCAUCGCUAUAUGUGCUCAAGAAGAAGAAUAAGCAAAGAGCAGUGCAAAUAAAUGUGGGUGGUGAGCCAGGUAUUACAAUGCGACAUAUUAAGUUCUCCUCUUUAGUUGAAGUUCCUUGGGAAGGGGCCUCAACAGUGGCAGCUCUUUUUGAGCAAUCUUGCAAGAAGCAUACUCAACGUCGGUUUCUUGGAGCACGGAAGCUAAUCUCCAGAGAAGUAGUAGACUCUGCUGAUGGGAGGAAGUUCGAAAAGCUUCAUCUUGGGGAAUACAGGUGGCAAACAUAUGGGGUAAUAUUUGAUCGUGCUUGUAAUUUUGCCUCUGGUCUUAUCAAAAUGAGCCACAUUGCAGAGAGACGUGCCACAAUUUUCUCUGAUUCUAGGGCAGAGUGGUUCAUUGCCUUGCAGGGAUGCUUUCGCCAAAAUAUAACAGUCGCAACAAUAUAUGCAUCUCUUGGUAUGGAUGCGCUUAUCCACUCACUUAAUGAGGUGAGAAUAGCCUGCCAUGGAUUAUGUGUUACAUGCUUCGGCUACUAUAGCUUUUAGACAAAGAGGACUGCAUCCUUUCUUUCCCUUUUUUCUUUUGAGUAGAAGUAUAUUUUUGUUUUAUUCAUGUAUCCUAGUGGACAUUUUAGGACCGAUCUGUGCUAUUUCUGUACCUGUUCUUAAUUUUCUAUUGAGUGAGGCUGCAACCGUUCGCUCAUUU